UUAGCUAUAAAUAGGAAGCUGCUUUGCUAUAAUACUAUAAUAUUACACAAUUAUCCAUCCUAUAAUUCAACUAAUUGAUCAAUAUUAACCAUAACAAAAAAGUUUUUUUUUUUAAUAAAAAAAGAAAAACAUGAACAGCUCCUCCUCGUCGAUUCACGAGUCUCUCCUCUGCGAUGUCAGAAACGAAAUCCUCAGAAUCAUCCUCCACGGCGGCAGUCCGAUGUUGGAAAGUUGCCUGAAAUGGAUACUCGAAAACCAGAAGGAAGGAGGCUUCUGGGAAUAUUAUAGUAAUUGGGAAGCAGCAGAUCAAGAAAACAUUAAGUACUCCGAGGAGGAGCUUCCAUUAAUGCGAAUGGGAAUGGGAAUGCCGACCAUUGAUACCCUAACCUCAACUCUCGCCUGCUUGCUCGUCCUCCAUUUCCAUGGCAAUAAUCCGAGCCAUCACGCUCCCAUUCAAUCUGGGCUGAGUUUUCUCAAGUCUAAGGCGGAGAUGAUCGUGAAGCUAAACUUCCACCGCCUGCCGCGGCGGUUCUUGCUGGCUUUUCCGGCGAUGAUCGAGCAGGCCGAAGCCGCCGGGCUGCACCUCGACUUCCCCCACGGGCUCGCCGCAAUGCUGCCCGACAUUUUCGCCAAGCGCCGACAACUACUUCUGCAAAUCAUGUAAUAUUAUCAUUCAAUUCAAAUCAAUUCAUAUAUAUAUAUAUAUAAUUCUAUCUUUAGGGAAGAAGAAGAAGAAGACACAAUAAUGGUGGAGUCGUCAAUUGCAGCAGCUCGAGCGUACAUGGCGACAGGGAAUCCACACUGCCUCACAUAUCUGCACUCCCUUCUUCAACCAUUUCCUUUUGGAGGAGGUUUGUCUAAGCCAGGAGUGCCUGCAAAGUACCCUUAUGAUGGAGAGCUGACAAAGAUGUUGCUGGUGGACAACGUGCAAGCCUUAGGUCUUGCUCACCAUUUCCACGAUGAAAUUGCUCAAAUUCUUUCUCAACUUUAUAGAAAUAAAAAAGAGCAAGAUUCAUUGUCCGUACGCUCCCCCACUGCCUUAUUCAGAGAUGCUUUGGCCUUUCGUCUUCUUCGUAUGCAAGGCUACCAUGUCAAACCAGGAAGCUUCUGCUGGUUUUUAAAGGAAGCAGAAAUGUUGGCAUCCAUGGAAGAAAACAGGGAGCAGUUCAUCACUGCAAUGUACAGUGUUUACAGAGCAACUGAUUUAUCCUUUCCUGGAGAAGAUGAAUUGGACCAAGCACGAACAUUCGCCAUGAAAAUGCUCACCAACAACAAUUCAAACACAGAUCACGACAGCAUCUUCUUCAUUCAUCCUAAACAUCUCCAAAACAUGAUCGACUACGAACUCGCCGUUCCGUGGAGCGUCCGCCUCGAUCGUCUCUAUCACCGGAAGUGGAUCGAGGAACACAAUGCCAGCGCGUCGAUCUACAGUACUAGGUUGUCCGGUCCAGCGAACGAGAAGUUAUUGCAACUCGCUACGCAGAAUUUCGAGCACCAGCAGUCGAUCUACUGCCGCGAAUUGGAGGAACUUAAAGGAUGGUCGAUCGAAUGGCGAUUGAGCGCAAUGGGAUUCGGUCGAGAGAAGACGGUGUACGCUUACUUCGCGGUGGCUGCCACUUCGUGCUUACCGUGUAGUUCGAUUAUGCGGCUGGUUAUCGCAAAGUCGGCGAUUAUCGUCACCGUCGCAGAUGACUUUUACGACAUGGAUGGCUCUUUGGAAGAGCUGGAAGACCUCACUGAAGCAGUCGAAAGAUGGGACGGCGAAGGAUUGCGGGGGCACGGAAAGACGAUAUUUGAAGCUCUCGAUCACUUCGUGAAGGAUGUUGCUGGAAAAUGUUGUGGUGACGGAGGAGGAGCUGAGACGCUGCUGUCGAAUUUGAAACAUAUCUGGCGCGACGCAUUCGCUGCGUGGAUGACGGAGAGAACGUGGAGCUUGACGGGGUAUCUCCCGACUGUCGAAGAGUAUCUUGAAACCGGGAUGGUAUCGAUUGCGGCACACACAAUUGCUCUUCCGGCAACGACCCUGUUGAGAAGAAACAGGGUUUCAGAAUACCAUAGAAUCACCAAAUUGCUCAUGGCUCUGUGUCGAAUGGCGAAUGACAUCGAAAGCUAUCAAAAAGAAGAGGCUGAUGGGAAAAUGAAUCUAGUGUUGCUACACUUGAAGGAGAAUCCUAAUUGGAGCGUCGAAGAUUCGAUCGCUUACGUCAAACAGACGAUCGAGGCGAAGAAGAAAGAGUUUUUACAGCAUGUUUUCACGGACAACGAUAUGCCGAAAUCUUGCAAGCAAGUUCAUUUAUCGUGUAUGAAAGUGUUCAACAUGUUCUUCAACUCGGCAAACCUUUUCGACAGCGAAACCGCGCUGCUUGAAGACAUAAAGAAAGCGAUAUACCUUCCUAUUAGUCGCAAACCGAUUUCGAAGCCGUUUGCAAAGCCUUUACUCCCAAUUCCUUCGGACAAAGCCUCGAAGGUUUCGUCGCGGCUACGUCCCGUCGUCGUUUCGCGUCGGAUUGGGGUGAGUUUCAUUAGGCAGCCAUUUGUAAAGAGUAGAGCUGCAGCAGGACAAGUUAAACAUAGUAUUGCUACAAAAUUGAACAUGUCUUUCAUGUGAGGUUAAAAUUCAUGUACA
Andrographis paniculata is the source of this 2626-nucleotide messenger RNA. RefSeq names its product S-linalool synthase. The record is from RefSeq and is a predicted model, not a curated record. Gene Ontology annotation, molecular function: magnesium ion binding; terpene synthase activity. Lineage: Eukaryota; Viridiplantae; Streptophyta; Magnoliopsida; Lamiales; Acanthaceae. Gene Ontology annotation, biological process: diterpenoid biosynthetic process.